AUGGAGUCCCUUCCCGAGCCGCUGCUGGUGCGGAUCCUGGCCUCCGUCCCGGCUGUUGAGCUGAUCCUGGUGUGCCGGCUGGUCUGCUCCCAGUGGAAGGCCCUGAUCGACGGCACGGCCCUGUGGCUACUGAAGUGCCAGCAGGAAGGCUUCGCCGGAGAAGAUGCGGAAGAGGCGGGAGGCGAGAAUUGGCAGAUGCUUUAUUUCCUGAAUAAGCGGAAGAAGAACUUGAUCAAGAACGCCACCGGCGAAGAGGGCCUCGAGCACUGGGAGGAAGUGGACAGCGGGGGCGACGGCUGGAAAAUCGAGGAGCUGCCCGGAGACUUCGGGAAAGAAUUCCCCAGCGAGGAGGUCCACAAGUACUUUGUCACGUCUUUUGAGUGGUGCCGCAAAUCCCAAGUCAUUGAUCUCCGGGCUGAAGGGUACUGGGAGGAGCUGAUGGACACGAUCCAGCCAAAAAUUGUGGUGAAGGACUGGUACGCGGCCCGGUGUGAUGCCGGCUGCUUGUACGAGCUGAAUGUGAAGCUGCUGUCGGAGACGGACGAGGUGGUGGCGGAGUACAGGAGCGAGACGAUAGCUCUCCCGCAAGACAACGAAGGCGAAUGGAACGAGAUCACCCACACGUUCACCGACUAUGGCCCUGGGGUUCGGUUCGUCUCUUUUGAACACGGAGGCCAGGACACGGUCUUCUGGAAGGGCUGGUACGGAGCACGCAUGACCCACAGCAGCGUCACCGUGGAGCUAUAA
Messenger RNA from Euleptes europaea (tarantolino), 747 nucleotides. It is a transcript of the gene FBXO2, whose product is annotated as F-box protein 2. Gene Ontology annotation, molecular function: protein binding; ubiquitin protein ligase activity. Gene Ontology annotation, biological process: glycoprotein catabolic process; SCF-dependent proteasomal ubiquitin-dependent protein catabolic process. NCBI's taxonomy places the organism in Eukaryota, Metazoa, Chordata, Lepidosauria, Squamata, Sphaerodactylidae. The record is from RefSeq and is a predicted model, not a curated record. Gene Ontology annotation, cellular component: SCF ubiquitin ligase complex; cytoplasm. The coding region runs from base 1 to 747 and encodes 248 amino acids. The transcript has 5 exons.